Nerophis ophidion (straightnose pipefish) is the source of this 2693-nucleotide messenger RNA. RefSeq names its product cysteine-rich hydrophobic domain 1 (gene chic1). The record is from RefSeq and is a predicted model, not a curated record. The transcript is spliced from 6 exons. Bases 40 to 543 code for a protein of 167 amino acids. NCBI's taxonomy places the organism in Eukaryota, Metazoa, Chordata, Actinopteri, Syngnathiformes, Syngnathidae.
UGCGCGGCCCCGCGGCGUGACGUCACCAGCGCAACCAACAUGGCGGACUUUGAUACCAUUUACGAGUUGGAAGACGACGACGACGAGCGCGUCGUGAUGGAAGAACACCUGUCCAGAUACUCCCCGGAGCCUGUGGUGCUGCGUGGGGCCGGUCACAUCACAGUGUUUGGGCUGAGCAACAGAUUUGACACCGAGUUCCCCUCGGUUCUCACGGGAAAGGUGGCGCCGGAGGAGUUCCGCACCAGCGUGGGCCGCGUCAACGCCUGCCUGAAGAAGAACCUGCCCGUGAACGUCAAGUGGCUGCUGUGCGGCUGCCUGUGCUGCUGCUGCACGGCCGGCUGCAGCCUGUGGCCCGUCAUCUGCCUCAAUAAGCGGACUAGACGCUCUAUCCACAAGUUGCUAGAGUGGGAGAAUAACAGAUUGUACCACAAGCUGGGCCUUCACUGGAAACUGAGCAAAAGAAAAUGUGAUAGCAGCAACAUGAUGGAAUAUGUGAUUCUUAUAGAAUUCUUACCUAAAUAUCCUAUAUUGAGACCCGACUGAGGACCGCAGCGUGGUCCUCUCCUCUCCUCUCCAGUGCCUUGUCGGAAUGAACAGCUGUGCACCGUGCAGCUGCACGGCCCCAAACACUGACACUUUUUGCUUUGGAGCGCAUUUUGCACAUUUUCUCCAGCCAACGAGAUGCCCGCCCCUCCUCGUUGCACUCCUCUUAUUUCGUUACACAUGAGAGGAAGAAGAACGGUCAGAAAGCGCAUUUUUACCCCAAAGAAGCAUCAAGCCGGACGUCUUUAUGUUUAUUUCUUUUUUUGGCAAGUGGAAGAGACGCUUGAAAUAGGAGCAAUCAGGGGUGUCCAAAGUGUGGCUUUAUUGGUAUAUGUAUAUAUAUAUACCAAAAAAAAAAAUAUAUAUAUAUAUAUAUAUAUAUAUAUAUAUAUAUAUAUAUCUAUACACAUGUGCGUGCGUGUGUGUAUAUAUAUGUGUGUAUGUAUAUAUAUGUGUGUGUAUAUAUGUGUGUGUGUGUGUGUGUGUAUAUAUAUAUAUGUGUGUGUAUAUGUUUUUACUUAAAACACAUUUCUAGAUGUUCUAACGUGGAUGAAUUAGCACUACAUAUAAAUGGAUGAACUACAGGGGUGUAAUGAUUGAUAGAUUGAUUUAUACUCCUAAAUUUGAAGUUCUUGGCAAGUUUUCCUUCCAGAAGAUAGAAUUAGACUUCCUUGUUGUCAUUCAAAAUAAGUAUUGUUUCAACCUUGUUCCAAAAGGGAAUCGAUCGAUUUGAUCAAUACUAGAAAAGGAAAACAUUAGAUUUAAGAAGGGUACACUUUAAAAAAAAAUCAGGACUUUAAACUAGGACUGGGCAAUAUGGCCUUUUUUUAAUAUCACAAUAUUUUAAGGCCGUAUCGCAAUAUACCUAUAUAUAUCUCGGUAUUGUGUCUUGGCCUUGAAUGAACACUUGAAGCAUAUAAUCACAGCAGUUUGAUGAUUCUAUGUGUCUACAUUAAAACAUUCUUCUUCAUACUGCAUUAAUACAUGCUCAUUUUAAACGUUCAUGCAGAGAAGGAAACCACAAAUAAGUAAAUUUACCAAACUGUGUUUAUUAAAGUUAUUAGCAGGUGAGUAUUCAAACAAUGCUACAUAUUAGCAGUAAUGCUACUUCUGGUAGCAACGCUUGUGUCCCACACUUGACAAAUUACAGUUGUCCAUCCGAUAUAUUCCCGCUUGAAGCCGAACCACCGCCAGACGAUGCACCCCGUCCUGGAUUUCCUGGGAAUUAAUUCUUCCUUCAAUUUGUUACCAUAUUCGCACCUUCUUUCUCUCGUAUUAUACCUCGCAACACUUCGCUAGCAUCACAGCUAAUGUUAGCCACGCUGCUACCUCUCUGCUGGGCGAGGGCAAAUACGUAUGUGACGUAUGACAUGACAGUAUGUGACGUGUGUAAGAAUGUGCGCUCGCUGUCUGUGAGAAGGAGACACAAGAAGGAGUGAGAAGAGCCUGUAGUGUAAUGCCAGCAGCUAAAAGCAACUGCGUGAGAACGUAUACUCCAAUAUUACGAUAUAGUCAUUUUCUAUAUCGUACAGAGACAAACCCCACGAUAUAUCGCGUAUAUCGAUUUAUCGCCCAUCCCUACGUUAAACCUUAAGGGUAGCUUGGCCGUCUGUGACGUCAUCCAAACAAAAAUGGCGGAAAACUAGGGUUUCUGAGAAUGGUCACAGGACGAUAUCAUGAAAUACAAGACAACGACGAUCCGCUACAGCACUGAAUGGUUUCAGAGCGAAUCGUUCAGAAAAAAUGAGAUGGUUCCUGAAUGGUAUCAGCUAGCACAAAUAUAAUAAUGAAAUGGUUGUUACAACUCAAUGGUUGCACCUCUGAGGAAUUAGCAUAGCAUACAGUAUGUUGACUUUAAGUGACAGUUUGCCCACAGGGCGCUAACUAUCCAAAGUGUUGUAAGCAGUACGUCUCACCCACUUCUGGCUUUCAACACGUAAAUAACACGUCACAUAACACCCACACACACACAGCUAAUUGGAAAAAUUUUCUAUCGUUGAAUGAAUAUUUUUUCAUAACAACAUGACUGCAAAUUGUUAGUUGCCUCUCUGGGACUGUUCUUGUGAAUAGCACAUGCUCCUGUAUAUACAUGAAUAUAUGUAUCUAUGUAUGUCUGUCUAUAUAUAUAUACAUAUAUAUGUAUAGUAUAU